Salmo salar (Atlantic salmon) is the source of this 1167-nucleotide messenger RNA. RefSeq names its product SH2 domain-containing protein 1A. The record is from RefSeq and is a predicted model, not a curated record. Gene Ontology annotation, biological process: regulation of signal transduction; regulation of immune response. Lineage: Eukaryota; Metazoa; Chordata; Actinopteri; Salmoniformes; Salmonidae.
CACUUCCGUCUGUCAGAGAAUGUUGUUGUCUGUCUGAAUCACACAGACAAAAGGCCCUUGUUUUGACUUGAAGCUGAGAAAAAAACUUUAUGUGCCAUUUUUUUUGCAGUUGACACGAUUUAAAAAAAGGUGUGAAACACCAAUACGCUGUCGGUUCCUGCCUCGCGCCCUUUCCCACAGUGUCUUUCUGCGCACUCUCUCAUCAGGGCUCCAUGGCACGCAAGGGUGACAGUGGUGCUCAUCUCCAAAGUUUCACGUUCAUGGAGCCGGAGAGUGAGAGCGCGCUGGUCCGGUCUAUCUACUACGGUAAAAUCGGUAAGGGGAAAACGGAAAGGUUGCUGGAGAGGCAUGGUAGAGAGGGGAGCUUUCUCCUGCGGGACAGCGAGAGUCUGCAAGGAAUCUAUUGCCUCUGCGUGAGAAAGACACCGUAUGUCCACACUUACAGAAUCCACCACUCCUCUGAAGGAUGGACACUUCAGUUAUCCCCUGGGCAGAUGCUGCAGUGUUUCGGGACUCUGGAGAAGCUGAUAGAGAGCUGCAGAGCGGGGGUCGGUGCUGACAGCAUACCUCCGCUCACACACCCCCUGGACAAAACACAGCUGAGAGACGAGAGGCUGUGGAGCGAGACGGCCUAUAUGGAAAUGUGAAGUGGGACGACUUGUACGUGUGUGUGUGUGUGUGUGUGUUUGUGCGCGCAUGUGUGUUCAAUUGAGCCUUUAGGAGACAAUGCUUUUGUUGUUUACAAAAGUGCACCUGCUUAUGUCUGUGGUUCCACAACUAGACAUGUGGUUUCCCAUGGAGGGAUGCUUUGACGUGUGUGUGUGUGUGUGAGUUUGCAUGUUUAUAUGCAUAAAUGUGGACCAGAUCUGCCAUAAGUGCACACAAGGACAUUAAAACUGCCAUGGUCUUUCUCUCUGUGUAUAAUGUACAUUAUAUGACUCAUGUUAAACGAAUAUGUCACUGAUGAAGAUUUUAUGAGUGAAAAGGCUGUCAUUGCAAAUAAGAAUGUGCUCUUCAUUGACUUAGGGAACACUGUUAAAAAAAGGGGACAAAUCCAAAACAUUGGCUUAAAUGCAAAUAUAGACAUGAUUUUUUGGGAGAUUAUUUCUUUAUUGACUUGCCUGGUUAAAUAAAGGUUAAAUAAAUACAAAUAUUUAAAAAUGUCAA